Molecule: messenger RNA, 6850 nt
Organism: Chiloscyllium plagiosum (whitespotted bambooshark)
Lineage: Eukaryota; Metazoa; Chordata; Chondrichthyes; Orectolobiformes; Hemiscylliidae
Source: RefSeq, a predicted model, not a curated record
AUUUGGGUCUAUCUACAGAACAUGGACUACAGCUUCCCACCACCACUUCAAGGGCAACUAAGGAUGGGCCAUUAAUGCUGACCAGUCCCAGAAGUCCUGGAUAGAGAAUACUUUUACCAAGAGGGAAUGUGUUUACAUAAUUCCAAGCUCAAAAGACCCACACAGAUGCUUACCAGGAUGUCAGAUUUGCCAACAAUUGGUCAGGUGUUGUUGUGGACGCCUCGUCCGGCAGCAUCUUGGCUUCACUGCAAGCCUGGCAAUGAAGUAUUCCGACGUAAAAUUGGGUGAGACUGAAAACUUGGAGAAAGAGGAAUGGUCAGUGGAAAAACAUACUAAUGAGAGUCCGACAGAUGCUUAUGGAGUUAUUAACUUUCAGGGAGGGUCGCAUUCUUACAGGGCUAAGUAUGCACGACUGUCCUAUGACACAAAGCCUGAAGCUAUUUUAAGACUAAUGCUGAAAGAAUGGCAAAUGGAAUUACCUAAACUUGUCAUCUCCGUACAUGGAGGAAUGCAAAACUUUGAACUUCAUCCACGCAUUAAGCAGGUUGUUGGGAAAGGCUUAAUCAAAGCAGCCGUGACCACAGGAGCCUGGAUUCUAACUGGAGGAGUGAAUGCAGGUGUUGUGAAGCAUGUUGGUGAUGCACUGAAAGAACACAUUUCACGUUCAUCUCGGAAGAUUUGCACAAUUGGAAUUUCCCCUUGGGGUGUGAUUGAAAAUAGGAAUGAUCUUAUUGGAAGAGAUGUUAUCGCCCCAUACCAGACAUUACUGAACCCUCUGAGUAAGCUGAAUGUUCUAAACAGUUUGCAUUCCCAUUUUAUUUUGGUUGAUGAUGGAACAGUUGGGAAGUAUGGCGCUGAAGUAAGGCUUCGGAGGGAGCUGGAAAAACACAUCAGUCUUCAGAAGAUUCAUGCAAGAAUUGGCCAAGGUGUACCAGUUGUUGCUUUGAUAUUUGAAGGUGGCCCUAAUGUAAUCCCCACUGUGUUGGAAUAUCUCCUGGAGAACCCCCCAGUUCCUGUUGUGGUGUGUGAAGGAACGGGUCGGGCUGCAGAUCUUCUGGCCUACAUGCAUAAACAGACUGAGGAGGGAGGAAUACUUCCAGAUGGUUUGGAAUUGGAAAUUCUCACAACAAUCAAAAAAACUUUCAACUUCAGCCAAAGUGAGGCCCAUCAUCUAUUCCAGACUCUGAUGGAAUGUAUGAAGGCGAGGGAACUUAUAACUGUUUAUCACAUUGGAGCUGAGGAGCACCAAGACAUAGAUGUGGCCAUUCUGACAGCACUGUUAAAGGGUACCAAUUCAUCUGCAUUUGAUCAGCUGAUCUUGACUCUUGCCUGGGACAGAGUGGACAUUGCUAAAAACCAUGCAUUUGUUUACGGGCAGCAGUGGCUGGUGGGAUCACUGGAGCAGGCAAUGUUAGAUGCACUUGUUAUGGACCGAGUGGAAUUUGUGAAACUUCUCAUUGAGAAUGGAGUUAGCAUGCACAAGUUCCUUACAAUCCCUAGGCUUGAAGAACUGUACAACACGAAGCAAGGUCCAACCAAUCCAACAUUACUUCAUCUCGUGCGAGAUGUUAAGCAGGGGAACCUCCCUUCAGAUUAUAAAAUCACUUUGAUUGAUGUGGGCCUUGUCAUCGAAUACCUUAUGGGUGGAACUUAUCGAUGUACAUACACAAAGAAACGUUUCCGAAUUAUCUACAACAAUCUUCAUGGAAAUAAUAGGCGAUCUGGACGGCAUUCAUCAAGUAGUAUACCUCAAUUGCGUAAGCAUCAAGAGUCUCUGACCAAUCGAGCAGAUAAAAGAGAGAAGACUCGACAUAAUCACUUCAUUAAAACUGCACAGCCUUACAAACCCAAGCCUGAAUCCUCUGUUGAUCAGGGGAAGAAAAAGAGAACCAAAGAUGAGGUUGUGGACAUUGAUGAUCCAGAGACUAAGCGUUUUCCGUAUCCUUUCAACGAGCUGCUCGUCUGGGCUGUAUUAAUGAAGCGGCAGAAAAUGGCCAUGUUUUUCUGGCAGCAUGGAGAAGAGUCCAUGGCCAAAGCUUUAGUUGCAUGCAAACUAAAUCGAUCUAUGUCCUGUGAGGCAAAACAGAGUGAUGUGGUUGAUGAUACUUCUGAAGAACUCAAACAGUCUUCCAGUGAAUUUGGUCAAUUAGCAGUUGAUUUACUGGAUCAGUCCUUCAGGCAAGAUGAAACUAUGGCUAUGAAGUUGCUGACUUAUGAAUUGAAAAACUGGAGCAACUCGACCUGCCUCAAAUUAGCUGUUCAUUCAAGACUUCGUCCAUUUGUAGCGCACACAUGCACCCAAAUGCUGCUGUCAGACAUGUGGAUGGGAAGACUGAAUAUGAGGAAAAAUUCAUGGUACAAGGUUAUUCUUAGUAUUCUGUUCCCUCCUGCUAUUCUCAUGCUGGAAUUUAAAACUAAGGCUGAAAUGUCUCAUAUUCCUCAAACUGAAGAUGCUCAUCAAAUGAACAUGGAAGACAGUGAACAUAAUUUUCAGAGCCCAACUGAUCAAAUCUCAAUGGAAGUCUUCAAAGAAGAAGGAAUCUAUGACCAUGAAGUGAAACAUGAGGAUACAGUUCACAUUAAACCAAGGAGGCUGCCUCUUACUAGAAAAUUUUACUCUUUCUACCAUGCACCCAUUGCAAAGUUUUGGUUUAACACAUUGGCGUAUUUGGGAUUUCUCAUGCUGUACACCUAUGUUGUUCUGGUGGAAAUGGAGAAUUUACCAUCAGUGCAAGAAUGGAUUGUGAUUUCCUUCAUUUUUACCUUAGCCAUCGAGAAAAUUAGAGAGAUCUUUAUGUCAGAAGCUGGAAAGAUAAGUCAGAAGAUCAAAGUUUAUUUCAGUGACUAUUUCAACAUCACUGACACGCUCGCAAUUGUCUUGUUUUUUGUUGGUUUGGGGCUAAGAUUUGGAACUGAGCAAGUGAUGACUGCUGGGCGGAUAAUGUACUGCCUCAAUAUUAUAUUUUGGUAUGUGCGACUUUUGGAUUUCCUAGCCGUCAAUCAGCAUGCAGGGCCAUAUGUCACAAUGAUAGGUAAAAUGGUGGCAAACAUGUUUUAUAUCGUGGUUAUUAUGGCAGUGGUCUUACUCAGCUUUGGUGUUCCAAGGAAAGCAAUCCUUUACCCAGCCGAGUCUGCAUCCUGGGAACUAGCUAAAGAUAUAGUCUUCCAGCCUUAUUGGAUGAUAUAUGGUGAAGUAUAUGCAUAUGAAAUUGAUCCCUGUGCCAAUAACACUGAAGAUGGUGCAAAGCAGCGUUGUGUCAUUGGAUCAUGGAUAACGCCAUUUUUACAAGCUGUCUACCUCUUUGUACAGUAUAUCCUCAUGGUGAAUCUUCUAAUUGCAUUUUUUAACAAUGUGUAUUUCCAAGUGAAGGCUAUUUCAAACAUUGUGUGGAAAUAUCAACGGUACCACUUUAUCAUGGCAUAUCAUGAAAAACCUGUUCUCCCACCACCCCUCAUCAUUCUCAGUCACUUUGCUUUAUUGAUCUCUCAUGUUUGCCGAAGAGGAAGGAAACAUGAUCGAGGGCAAGGAGGCCCAAAACUGUUUGUAAGUGAGGAUGAUCAGAAAAAAUUGCAUGACUUUGAAGAGCAAUGUGUGGAGAAGUACUUCCAUGAGAAAGAGGAUCGUUUUCAUUCUGGGAGUGAAGAACGCAUUCGGCUGACUUCAGAAAGAGUUGAAAAUAUGUCCAUCCAGUUAAAAGAAGUAGGUGACCGUGUAAAUUAUAUAAAGCGUUCAUUACAAACGUUGGAUGGCCAGAUUGGGCACUUGCAGGACCUGUCUGCCCUUACAGUGGACACUUUGAAAGCACUGACUGCUCAGAAAGCUUCAGAAGCCACAAAGAUGCACAAUGAAAUUACUCGCGAGCUGAGCAUUUCAAGAAAUCUGGGAGAUAAUCUUUCAGAUGCUCCAGUUAAAACUUCUCUUAAAAAGAAGCACAGCAUUGGAACAUAUUUGGGCUCCUCUUUUUCUCAGCGAGGGAUGGACACUGGUGAUUCAGUAUGUGCUGAUGGUUCUCUUCAAGAUUACAUUAAUGUUUCCCAAAGAGAGAUGUUAUGCAGGAAGUAUGGCCCAGAUUUUCUUCCAGGCUCACAGAGGAAUGAACUGAAUGUUCAAGAGGCUGGUUCCUCAGCCUGUGCCUUAUUACAAAAUGCGGCAUCUCCCUCUGAACUUCACAUGGGGCUGGGGAAGACCCAAUCUCUGACCAGUGAUCAAAAACCAGGAAAGUCAUUCCACAGCAUACCAAAUCUCUCCUCCCCAGCUGCCAAAUUUUUUGUUAGUACCCCAUCUCAGCCAAGCGGUACAAGCCAACUGGAGCUUGUAGCUGACUCAGUCGACACAGUUAAAACUGGUAUAGAUGCCGAUGGCAGUUCUGUUGAAUUUGGGGCAUUUGUUGGCCACAAGGACAACUUGGAACUCCCAAAGUCAGGGACAAGGGAAGCAAUAAAGUCAAAAGAGCAGAAAUCAACGAAGGGAGUCGUUCAUGAUUUGGGAGUUCAUCGUGGUGAUCGUCAUUUGAGAGCUGUGAAUUCUUACGCUGGAUUUGCUGACCUUCGUGGCAAUCAUUUGACUUCUGGGACACCUGUUCAGGCAGUUUCUUUGCAAGAUAGAACUGUUAAAGACUGGAUCAGGGCGUCAGCUGAAGAUGUAACAUUUCAUCGAGAGGAUUCAAAGGCUUCCCUGCUGGACCGUCUUGAAGACAGACAAAUUGCAACCAGUUGUCAAAUGGCUGUUGGUGAAGAUGCCUUAAAUGCACAACACUUUUACAAUCCUCAUCAAUCUCAUCCAAGACACAAGAAGAUGGGAGUGAUCGGAUCUCCUUUCAAGCCUGUACUGGAUGUCAAUUACUAUUACUCAGCUGUUGAGAGGAAUAAUUUGAUGAGGCUUUCUCAGAGCAUUCCAUUUACUCCCCUCCCAAACAGAGGUGAACCUGUGACUAUAUAUAGGCUGGAGGAGAGCUCACCAAUCAGUUUGAACAAUAGCAUGUCAUCCUGGUCCCAACAAGGACGAUGUGCCAAGAUUGAGUUCUUAAGUAAAGAAGAAAUGGGAGGGGGAUUGAGGCGAGCUUUAAAAGUGGAAUGCACGUGGGCAGAGUUCGAUAUUCUGAAACCAGGUCAACUGUAUAUUGUGAAGUCUUUUCUUCCUGAAGUUGUGAAUACAUGGAAAAGAAUCUACAAGGAAGAUACUGUGUUACAUCUGUGUUUGAAGGAGAUCCAGCAGCAAAGAGCUGCACAGAAGCUUGCUUUUGCCUUCAAUCAAAUGAAACCAAAGACCAUUCCAUAUUCUCCAAGAUUCCUGGAAGUGUUCCUUCUGUACUGUCACUCAGCAAGCCAAUGGUUUGCAGUUGAGGAGUGUAUGACUGGAGAAUUCCGGAAAUUCAAUCAUAACAGCGGAGAUGAGAUCCGUCCAAACAACAUGCUGGAGGAGACCAUGCUUGCCUUUAGUCACUGGACCUAUGAGUACACUAGAGGUGAACUAUUGGUUCUGGACCUGCAAGGUGUUGGGGAAAAUUUGACCGAUCCUUCAGUAAUAAAGUCGGAGGAGAAACAGUCACAUGACAUGGUAUUUGGACCUGCAAAUUUGGGAGAAGAUGCAGUUAAAAACUUUAGAACAAAACAUCGUUGUAAUUCGUGCUGUGGAAGGCUCAAACUUCCUGAUAUCAGGCGAAAUGAUUAUACACCAGACAAAAUGAUUUUGUCUCAAGAUGGAGUGGAAGUUGCAAUCCAGUCCGGCAGUGGUACCAAAGAUGUAAGAAAUUCAAUCCACUUGAUGAUUUAGGAGAACGGUACAGGGAGGAGAUUCUUCCAGUUGGAUACUUGAAAUUGCUAAUGUUACCUGUUACUGGAUCAGAAGGAGUUUUGUGGAUGGAACUUUGAAAUCUAACUUUGGAUGGUACAUUGAGAUGAAAUGGUAACAGAUUUUGUGGCAUAUCUCUAGUUUUGUGUCAUGUGUUGACAGUACAAUGGAAAUGUUAAUUGACUAUUUUGUACCUGUCUUUGCUUAAGAUUCCAGCAAUGACACAAGCAGUAUAUGCUGACAUUGUUAAUGACCAGUAGUAAUCAGAUAGCAAUAGAAGAAAGAUGCAUUUCACAGAAGUAAUCUAUAAAAAAGCAAAAUUAAAUGAAGUGUCAACAUUUUAAACAGUUAAAUGUCCGAUUUUUAAGUCUUCGUGCAUUUUAAUUUUUUAAUCAAUUUAUUAAGAAAAGCCAUGUAAACUGGUAAAACUCAGCAACAUAAUGUGCAAAUAAUAUUUAUUCAAACCAUAGUUACCUACAAAAAAUCCUUGUCGUAUGUUUUGUCUGACAAUCAGACAGGUUUUAAUAGGCCGAUCAAUUAAAAAGAAUGCUAAAUAUCUGAUCAUUGUCCAGCGGUGUCAAAAGAAUGUUCUGGUGACCUGAUUUUUAAUGAAUUUCAAUUGAGUAGACACUUUGAUGUAAUACUAGUAUUGUGGUACAUGCAGAUUGAAUUUAAAAGAAAAAGUAUUGAAAUCCUUGUAAAUAUGGUAAUGGGCAGAUUGCAAUCUAUCUUUAUGCAAAGAAAUGAGACCCAAAUCUGUUGUAUUGUCAACAUGAAGAUGCUCUGUCUACCUUAAAUAUUUAUGUAAAUGGUAGCACUUGGGCAACUUUUCUAUGUUACAAAGAGGUACUUUUGUCAUUUUUAAAAAGGGUGUUUAUAUGAAGAAUUGUAUAAUUUUUAAUCUAAUGUAUCUUAUAGAUACUAUUCUUAAGGCACGAAUACAACUUGUAAUAAAAUAUGACUGGUUUUACAAAGGCUGGAUGGUGCAAACCAAGAGUUAGUGGGAUCAUGCUGCAUAGAUUUUGUACAUUUAAUCUAAUAAAAGAUUUUUGAAAUAAA